Messenger RNA from Columba livia (rock pigeon), 5689 nucleotides. RefSeq names its product round spermatid basic protein 1 like (gene RSBN1L). Gene Ontology annotation, cellular component: nucleus. Bases 63 to 2642 code for a protein of 859 amino acids. The transcript is spliced from 8 exons. The record is from RefSeq and is a predicted model, not a curated record. NCBI's taxonomy places the organism in Eukaryota, Metazoa, Chordata, Aves, Columbiformes, Columbidae.
CCCGCCCCUCCCGGUUCUGUCGGUUGAGGCGAGCCGAGAGUAAAUAGAAGCAGGAGCCCAAAAUGGCGGAGCUGUCGGGCUCGGUUCGUGGCGCGGCGUCGCCCGAGCAGGAGCCGUUCGGCACCAGGCCGGCCCCGGACGCGAAGGCUUCCCGUGGGUCCCAGCCAGCCGCCAAGAAGAUGAAGGGAGCUGACGAGAGGAGCCUGAAGGGCACUAAGCGCGUUAACGGUGAAGGGGGCGGCGGUGGCGGGAGCGGCAAGCAGUCGCUGCCGAUGCCAGCGGUCGUGCCGCCCUACAGCAGCCCCGCGGCGUGGGGCUUCCCCGCGCUCCCCUCCGGCAGCACCGGCGGCUUCGCGUUCCCUGCUCAGCUGUCCCGGAAGCUGCUGUCGCCCGCCGUUUUGCUGCCGUCGUCCGCCUCCCCCUCCUCCUCCUUCCAGCAGCACCAGCACCGCCACCACCGGCACCGCCUGGCUCUGGCGGUCGAGGUGGGCGGCGGCGGGGCGGCCGGCGGCGGGAGCGCCAAGCCGAAGAGGCCCAAGGAGAAGCGGGACAAGGAGAGGAGGAAGCACGGGGCGCUGCCCGUGGUGGCGGCGGUGGGAGAUGGCGGCGGGGGCCUGAGCGCGGCAGGCCGGGAGGAGAACGGGGAGGUGAAGCUGCUGCUGCCCAAAGCUCAAAUCAAAGACAAAAUUAAAGAAAGGGAAAAGAAGCAAAAAGAGAAGAAGAAGCACAAAAUAAUGAAUGAAAUCAAGAAAGAAAAUGGAGAGGUUAAAUUACUGCAGAAAGGUGGGAAGGAGAAACCAAAAACCAAUGCGGAAGAGCUACAGAUUAAAAAAGUGAAGAAGAAAAAGAAAAAGAAACAUAAAGAGAAUGAGAAGAGGAAGCGUCCAAAAAUGUACAGCAAAUCCAUUCAGACCAUCUGCUCAGGAUUGGUUUCUGAUAUUGAGGAUCAGGAAACCAAAGGCAUCAUAGAUGGUCAUCUUAAGGAUUUCAAUGGGAAAAAUAUGGAUCCCAAGAAGGACUGUGAGUCCAAGAUACCAGAGAACAGUGAGUUUCCAUUUGUCUCGUUAAAGGAGCCACGGGUUCAAAAUAAACUCAAAAGGUUGGACACAUUGGAGUUCAAACAGCUGAUUCAUAUUGAGCACCAGCCUAACGGAGGUGCAUCAGUUAUCCAUGCCUACAGUAAUGAACUCUCCCACUUAUCUCCUGUGGAGAUGGAGAGAUUUGCAGAAGAGUUUGUGGGUCUGGUUUUUAGUGAAAAUGAAAACUGUGCAGCUUACUAUGUAAUGGGUAUUGUUCAUGGGGCAGCUACUUAUUUACCUGACUUUUUAGACUACUUUUCAUUUAAUUUUCCCAAUUCACCAGUGAAAAUGGAGAUUUUGGGAAAGAAAGAUAUAGAGACAACGACUAUGUCAAAUUUUCAUGCUCAGGUAAAAAGAACAUACUCUCACGGUACGUAUAGAGCUGGCCCAAUGAGACAGAUCAGCCUGGUUGGAGCAGUUGAUGAGGAAGUGGGGGAUUACUUCCCUGAAUUCCUUGAUAUGUUGGAAGAAUCACCCUUCUUAAAAUGUACACUGCCAUGGGGAACGCUUUCUAGUUUAAAAUUAGAGAGUCGUAAAGACAGUGAUGAUGGUCCCAUUAUGUGGGUACGUCCAGGAGAACAGAUGAUCCCUGUGGCUGACAUGCCAAAGUCACCUUUCAAAAGGAAGAGAACUACCAAUGAAAUAAAAAACUUGCAGUACCUACCUCGAACCAGUGAACCACGUGAAAUGCUAUUUGAAGACCGGACACGAGCCCAUGCGGAUCACAUCGGACAAGGUUUUGAACGACAGACCACAGCUGCUGUGGGAGUGUUGAAGGCUGUGCACUGUGGAGAGUGGUCUGAGCAGCCUCGUAUAACCAAAGAUGUAAUUUGUUUUCAUGCUGAAGACUUCUUAGAGGUAGUUCAGCGAAUGCAAUUAGAUUUGCAUGAGCCUCCACUCUCACAGUGUGUCCAGUGGGUUGACGAUGCAAAACUUAAUCAGCUGCGAAGGGAAGGCAUUCGAUAUGCCAGAAUUCAGUUAUUCGAUAAUGACAUUUAUUUUAUCCCAAGGAAUGUUGUGCACCAGUUCAAAACAGUUUCGGCUGUGUGCAGUUUGGCUUGGCACAUCCGGCUCAAGCUGUAUCAUUCAGAGGAAGAACUUUCUCAAAAUACAAGUACUGUUGAAGCAGGGACCUCUGCAGACCCCAAGUCUUCGGUUAUUGGACUUCAGACUGACAGCAGAAUUUGUACGAUAAGCAAAAAUACCUCCGAAGACACCAAAUUUUCAGAUGCUCUGCAGACAAAGUAUCUGCAGCAGGAAUUUAUGCCGAUAAAACAUGAACCUAUUGCACCUCACCGAAUAAAAGAAGAACCCAUGAAUGUUGAUCUUGCUGAAAAGACGGUGGCACCUAAUGACGUCGGGGGCCAGAAUGUUCAGACUAGAUUGGAUCACGUGGAAUUAACGGCAUUUAAGUUGGAAAUGGAUUCUAAAUUUGAACCUGGCAACAAGGACUUACAAGGCAAGUUAUGUCCUGGAGGUCACGUACAUCCAGAUGAUACAAGACAACAUAGCUCGUCGUAUCCCAAACUGCAUGGACAAAGAGAGGAUGAUUUUUUGUGCUGAAUUUGUAUAUAUGGUUUUAAAUUCCUUUUUAAACUUAAUGAUGUAAUAAUGUAAAGAUUCAUAAACUCUGUGAGGUAAGUUUGUGACUUGCCUUCGCAUCUGUUACAGAAAAUAGUUAUGUAGCUUUGUAACAUUCCUCAGUGCCUGUCCAUAACUGUGAAGUAUCAAAGCACUUAGGGCCAGAUGCACUGUAAACACUGCAGGUUUAACAUAAAGAAGUCUUUAAAUAAUUUUGAGUUGUAGGUUUUAGAGUAGAGCUGACAUUUAACAUAUAUAUUUUUUGUAAGAUGAGCCAGAAUUCUUUUUGACAAUUCCAGGCUUUUCCAUAGAGCUUAUUUAUACCAAUUUUUUCAUUUUAAAUGUGUCAGCACUGUAGUGUAAAUAUCUUUUUUAAAAAUCUUUUUAGUGUGAUUUAUACUGAAAUGUGAGCCACUUAAUAAAGGUUCAUAAUAACAGAUUGGUUUUAUUUUUGGGUCUGCAAAAAAUAAUUCAGUUAAACUGCCUCUCUACAUGGUUCUGUUUCUACCUGCACUAAGGCAUAGGAUGCCCUUGCGCUGUCGUGGGGCGAGAUGUAGCAACCUGAGGUAGAGCUGAGGCAUUCUUUGUAAAUGGAGAUCAGUCAGUGCAAAUCAGUCCUCCCUUGACAGGAUCCCUCACAGCUGCUCGCUACAGGCGCGCCCCAAGCUGCUGUGGUCAGAUGCUGGGGUGGAACCGAGCGGCAGCCCUGGUCCUCCUGUGGGGCACAGCGGUGGGGCCAAGCGAGGGAGCCAAGUCCCUGCUGCGCUCACCUCUGCCCCUGCUCAAACCACAGCUGGAACAGCGCCAUCUCACAGCAGAGAGAACCACCCCCCUCAACUUAAAUCAGUUAUCUGACUAAAAUUAAAGAAUGUUUAAACCUUUACUUAUCGACCUGUAAAGGCCUCAGGUUUAGCAGUGGCCUGUGAUUCCCAGGAAUUGCUCCCCGCACUGAUAGCGCCAGGCAAUAAAGAUACUUGCCAGUAUGUCUAGUAGGAAGAUUCCUCCUCAGUUCAGCUUGUAAAUGAGAGUUGUUUCAUUACAAUAAUAACAGUGGUGUCCAAGUUAACUGCUCUCUCUUCCCACCUAUGGAACGCUUGAGUUCUCUUAAGCCAUGCUCUGAGGGAAGAGGAUUUCAAGGCUAGCUAGCAUCUCACGUGGUAAUGGCAAAAACUCCAGCAUUUAACUUAUUUGAUUCUUUGUGUAACAUGUUACUGUAUAGUUCAAACACAUCUGAAUGAUAUUUCUUUUUCAGGUAGCUACAACUAGCAGUAAACUGUCCUACAGCCUGUCUUUCAACUAAAUAUUUAAAACUUAAGAACCUUAGGCCUAUUGUUAUUUCCAAAGCCCUAUCUAUCUCAGAUUUUUGUUUUAUUUUUCCCUAUAACUUUCUGAAAGUAUGUUCCCAGUGUGUACCCAGUUUAUAACCUUUGAUGCGCUUAACUGAUCACUUUGGCUUCAUUUGUAGCAAUAGAACAAUAUGAUUUCCGGGUGAUGUCCAAUUCAACUAGCUGAGGCCCUUUUGUUGCAAAUGGUUUUUGCUUAUAGGUAGUUAAAAUUCAAAAUGUUACUGCGUACUUAUGCCUGGCACUCAAAUCUGCCAUUUAACAGAUGAGUGCCCUGAUUUGUUUAAAUCUAAAAUAGGUCUGGCAAGGAAUUAUUAAUUAAAUCAAUAUUUGAAUUGCUAAACAUUACUCCUACGUAGCCAUAAUUACCUAUUGGAGAAGCAAUAGAAACAUGAAUCUUUUGGAUGUGGCUGAUAUGUCUGUAAGUCUAACUGCUGGAUUCUUGGAUGCUGGCUAAGAGGUUAGUACCAGUUUUGCAGCCUCAGGGAUCUUGCUUUCCCCUCACACCAGGAGCAGAUGAUUCAUGUGUGACACGAUUAUUUAUUCCUCUGGCAGAUUCUGAUUCGAAAAACUAAUUCGUUUGUGUAACAAUUUGAGCCUUUCUGAUAAAAAUGUGGUCUCAGCUCCCUUUGUGUUUUCUGAAUUAUCUGGAAACUUCCACCUGUAAUCUCUGACGUUCUGAACAUCCAUACACAAUUUUGGAGCCUUCUGUCUGUGUUCUCUGUGCCCGCCAUUGGAGAGCAGUGGAGGAGAAGAAAGAGCAGAGCUGCACGUUGUAAUUUACUCCAUGCACGCAGCUUUCCAAGGGGGUUAAGCAGAAGGCUCCAGCUUUAUCAAAACCAGCCUUGCCAGAUACUGGUUUUUAAAAAAAGAUUGUAUACUACUCAUCCAUAUGCUGAUUGUUCAUUGGAGUUGUUUGUGGGGGUUUUUUUGGUGGGUUUUUUGUUGUUUUUUCCUAUUGGUCAGAUUUUAGUGAAGUGUAUGCAUACAUCCCCUGGGCAGCCAACAUCUUCCUGCAUCACAGGCCCUGUCUCGACUGAAAAAAUAAAUCUUUGAUUUAGCAAAAUCAUAACUUUAUACUUAAGAGCAGAACUUCGUUUCCCUUUGAAGACCUGCUCAGUGCCAUUAUGGCCUCAAACCUCUGCUCAGGUUAUGUCGCGGUUCUGAAAUUGUGCUUCUAAACUGCCUACAGCUUCAACCCUUUUUUUUCUUCUUUUUUUUUUUAAUCACUUUCAGAAUUUUAGGAACUCAAACUGGCAGGUUUUGCAGUUUUUGUGUAUCCGUUAUUUUGGUUUUUGAGACAGACUAGAUUCUCAUUUUGGGGCAGAAUUCCUUGCAGGCACGAUCUGAACAAUACAGGGAUUACCAAUGGCUCUCAGAGCUCCCAUUGCAUUCAAAGGUGUGAACGGUCUGGGUUGACUGCCUAUAUUAGUGUAUAUUCUUACUUUGCUUUAAAAAGAAAAGAGAUUCUUUGUCCUGUACCUGUGCUGUACUCAUUUUGACGCAGCUGCUCUUGAAGAGGGGAGUACGUUUUCUGACAAUUUCAGCUCCCAAAUUGUUCAUUAAUCUGACAAAGGUCUUGCUUUGGUUUCCAGUGCUCCUAUACUAUAACGUUUAUUCCUGCUGCAUACAACUUUAUAUUCAGACUUUUGCUUCAGCAAUAAAUCUUUCAUGUCUUCUGAUGUA